Messenger RNA from Anisakis simplex (herring worm), 243 nucleotides. NCBI's taxonomy places the organism in Eukaryota, Metazoa, Nematoda, Chromadorea, Rhabditida, Anisakidae. The record is from the annotation of a GenBank genome assembly.
AUGAAUAAUGCGGUGAUACUUUUAGUGAUCAGAGCCAAUAGUGAUAGUGAUAAAAUUCGAAUGAUAAUAACCGACUGGUCAAGUUCUUUUGCGGUUGUUUCGCGAGACGAGUACUCCGAUUCGGAUGGAUCAGACGACGACGAGCCGAUACCGGAGCCGAUUAUCACACAUAAAGAUGAUGAAUUCGAAGGUUACAUUUUCGAUUUUUGUGCUUCAAAUCGCUUAACACUUCAUAAUUUGUAA